ACACACUAAUUCUUUUGACCACACCAUUUGCAAAGAGAGAGAAAAUUUUUUUCUGUGAAAAUCGUAGGAAAAAGUGGAUUUUAUAGAAAGUGCAGUGAAUUUGUAGCAACGUACAAUGCACGUGAACAACCCCGAAGCACUAAAGAGCUGGUUAGCAGUUGUUCUGAAGCCACUUUGCGACGCUGAGCCGUGUGCCCUGGCGCGCUACGUGUUGGCCCUCCUCAAGAAAGAUAAACCCAUCCGGGAGCUGACACAGUGUAUGACGGAGCAGCUGGAUGUUUUCCUCGGUCCUGAAACAAAACCCUUCUUGGAGAGACUUCUUGCCGCAAUUAAGACAGAAGAGUACAUAACACAAGCAGGAGCAAGUCCAGCUCCUGCGGCACCUUCACUCCUCCCCCAGGCACCUGUACCACCACCACCCACGCUGGAACCGAGUAAAACAGUCAAAGGAACCCGAGAAUGCACCCCACCACUUGAUCAGACUAAGGCCAAAGAGAUUGCGGGAGAGAAAUUGAGCGAUAGUGAUAUAUCCCCCAUGCAAAUGUCGUCAAUUUCCGAUGGGAAUUUGUCGACGCCAUCGGGGCUGAGUACGCAGGAGGCUGCUCCACUGAAGUUCGUACCCGAAAGUGUUCCCCUGAAGGACGUGCCACCACCCAAUAAGGAGACCCGGCGUCGACGUGCCUCCAUGCGAUCUCGCUCACGAUCGCGUUCACGUUCCUUUGAGCGCAACCGGAAGUCCCGAUCGCGCGAUAGACGCCUAGCGGAGCGCGAGAAGUCCGGCCGGCAGUACCGGAAGUCCCCACGGCGGUAUGACAGGCGAGAACGCUCCCCGAAGCUGUACGGCGGUCGUGUACGCAACCGUAGCCAUUCACAGUCACGCAGUCGAUCGGGGUCACCGCGGAAGGUAUCCAGGUCAAUGUCACCCAAUGCUGCGGCGGAGGGAACGGGUGGGGUGCCGAGUAAACGACAGCGAUGCAGGGAUUUCGAUGAGAAGGGUUACUGCAUGCGCGGCGAGACGUGCCCAUGGGAUCACGGGGUGGAUCCCGUUGUGCUGGAGGACAUCAACAAUCCCCUGAUAAUUGCUCAAUCCACGGGGACGCAUAUGCGUGGUGUGAGUAGUGAAUACAACCCCGAUGCACCGGAUAUGUGGACACGAGGUGGGAGCUUUAUGGGUCCACGCGGAGGACCCCAUCGUGGGGGUCUCAAUGCGGGCACAUAUCCACGAAUCCCCGGUGCAAACUUCCGACCCGGUGCUGGUUUUUCAUUCCCCCUGAAUCCGUCUGUGACAACGCCCCUGCAGCGUGAACUUAUUUCCGUACCUGUGGUAGACGCCAAUGGCCCCGGGGGGGAUGUUUCGGCACAGAUGAAGCGGCGCUUUGAGCCCGAAGACACCGUAGCCGUUGCCGAGGGUCCGGCCAAGAGGAAACCCAUUGGGAGUCGUCUAGGCCCCCGGAUGGGCGGUGGGGGGCUAGGAGGGGGUGGCGGUGGGCCUGGACCCAAGACAAAUUGUUCCCUGGAAAUUCGCAAAGUGCCACGGGGUCUCAACUCCAUUGCCCACUUGAAUAAUCACUUCUCCAAAUUCGGCAAAAUUGUCAACAUCCAGAUUUCCUACGAUGGUGACCCAGAGGCAGCCAUUGUGACCUUCUCGGAGCAUUUUGAGGCGAAUGUGGCGUACCGUAGCACCGAAGCUGUUCUCAAUAAUCGCUUCAUUAAAGUCUUCUGGCACAUACCGGGGAAUAGUAGUGGCGGCAAUGCGGAUCACAGUGGGAAGGAUGAGCAGCCGGGGCAUAUGCAGCAGCAGAUGAAUCACCGGAAACCAUUCCCACCCAAUCAGUAUCAAGUUAACAAUCUGCCCGCCAACCCUGUGCCAGCUGCUGAUCCUAGUCAGAAUGCCACAGCCACCCCCGUGGCCUCCACAUCAUCCGGAGCGAAUGCCAGCACCACAACGGUGACACCACAGACUGCUGGUGCAGCAGCAGCUAAUGCUGCAGCCGUACAGCUACGCCUCAAGGCGAAUCGUCUAACGCGCAAUGCUGCCGAAUUGCUGCGUAAGAAGCAGGAGGAGAAGGUCAAAGCGGCUGUCCAACUGGCCCAUGGGCUGCACAAGAGGAAGCAUGAAUUGCUUCAGGAAUCCCUGAAGCAGAUGCGUUCAGCUCUUGAGUUGAUGGAUCGCGUUGAUAGUUCAGAUCCACAGAGACCGCGUAUGAUGCAAUCCGUGAAGGAUUUGCAGGACACCAUUGAGAAGCUGCGUGAAGAGAUUGCGGCGGAACAGGCCAAGAUUGCCAGUCAAACGCAAAAUGUCCCACCGGGACGAAAAUCAAAGGAGCAGCAUCAGAAGGAGUUGCUCGAUGUGGAGUUGGAGCUUAUUGCGUUGCAGCAGGAGGGGCAGGAUACCACGGCCAUCCAGAAGAAGUUGCUUGAGAUGCAGCGUACGUACAGAGUGGCACCAGCACGGGCUCACUUCCCCGGUAGGGCACCACGUGUCCGGCCAGCCCCACCUGGGUCCACAAGUGUCGACAGGCGUCCCACAACGCUCUACAUAACUGGCUUCCAAGCGGAGGACAGUGAUGCCAUUUUGGGGCAUUUCAAGCACUUUGGGGAGAUUACAAAGAACGAAUUGGACGUGAGUAUUCCCCUUUUGACCAUCUCCUUUGCAACUCGUCUACAUGCAGAGCAAGCCAUGAUCCGGGGGAGGAUUUUUAAGGAAAAACCUCUCCAGGUGAGCCUUAAAAAUUUUUUCAAUAAAAAGGGAACUUUUAAGCAAAAACUUGUCAUUCGGCAGAUCAAUUGGUCGCCGAAAAAAGUGGAAAUGGACACGCAGAAAGCAGAAGCUGGAGCUGCAGUGAAUGCUGAGGCAAUGGAAUCAGUCGACAUGGAGUCUGUGGAGUUGAGAAUUGAGGAUGAGGAGGAGGAGGAAGAUGCCGAAUCGGAGGAUCGUUCAUGGCGUCGUUGAUGUGUUUAAAAUGAAUUUGCUUGAAGCUUUCAAAAAGAAAAAAUGAAGAAGAAAAGAAAACUUUAAAAAGUUUUUAAAAGAGAGAUCAGAAAAACUGAUUUUGCGUAUCGUUGUACAUUUUUUUUUAACUAUAAGUCGUACACAUAAGUAAUUAAUCUAUUCUUAAAUUAAGUAAUUGAUAAACACCCAUGAAUUUCCUUCUCAAAAGAAUUUCAAAAACAAACAAAAACAUUUUUUAUUUAAUUCUCAAUCAAAAAAAUUUACUUUGAAUUUAUUUUUGCUCCAAGUUUAAUUUUUUUAAGCCCUCUUUUACAAGAAAAUAGCAAAGAAGAUUGUAAGAAAAAUAUCUUUUGUGUUUUUUUUCUCUUUUUGUGUUUAAUACAAGAAAAAAGAUAUUUUUCCUUAAUUAACAGGAUUAUAAUAUAAUUAUGUAUAAUUUUUAAGUGAACAUUUUUCUAAGAAAAAAAAAUGAAACAGAUAAAAUGGAAAAAUGAAAAUAAUAAAAAAUAUCCCAUAAAAUAAAAAUAGAAAUAUCGGUGGAGAAAAAAAAAGUAAAAACAAAACACCGAAGAAAAAAUAAUAAAAUAGUAAAAGAAAAUAAAAGGAAUUUCAAGGAUCCGAUUAAAAUAUACAAAGUAAUAAUUGAGAUUAAAAAA
This is a messenger RNA of Lutzomyia longipalpis, 3609 nucleotides long. It is a transcript of the gene swm, whose product is annotated as zinc finger protein swm. Lineage: Eukaryota; Metazoa; Arthropoda; Insecta; Diptera; Psychodidae. Bases 116 to 2953 code for a protein of 945 amino acids. The transcript has 5 exons. Gene Ontology annotation, molecular function: RNA binding; metal ion binding. Gene Ontology annotation, cellular component: nucleus. The record is from RefSeq and is a predicted model, not a curated record.